Molecule: messenger RNA, 687 nt
Organism: Exophiala viscosa
Lineage: Eukaryota; Fungi; Ascomycota; Eurotiomycetes; Chaetothyriales; Herpotrichiellaceae
Product: small nuclear ribonucleoprotein
Exons: 4
Coding region: 1-687 (228 amino acids)
Biological process (GO): mRNA splicing, via spliceosome
Cellular component (GO): U4/U6 x U5 tri-snRNP complex; U4 snRNP; U2 snRNP
Molecular function (GO): RNA binding
Source: RefSeq, a predicted model, not a curated record
AUGGCCAACAAACAGGGUAAAAUGCAAAAUCUGAUCAAUUAUCGCAUGCGUGUAACGUUGAACGAUGGUCGACAGAUGACAGGACAGAUGCUUGCAUUCGAUAAGCACAUGAACCUCGUACUCGCCGACACAGAAGAGUUCCGUAAAGUCAAGCGCAAGCAAAACCGACCAUCUGCGCCUGCAGCACCCGGCUCAGCAGCAGCGACCGUCGAAUCCGAAGAGAAGCGAACAUUAGGACUGCUGAUCUUGAGAGGAACAAAUAUCGUCAGCUGCAGCGUCGAAGGCCCUCCACCGUCUGACCCGUCGUCACGUCUUGGCCAGUCCGCACCUGGAGGUGCUCCGGCGACUCUACAAGCAGGAACGGGUAUAUCAAGGCCAGCGGGACGAGGGUUGCCAGUCGGCUUAGGCGGCCCAGCAGCUGGUGUUGGUGGUCCGGCUCCCCCAGGAGGUUUUGGAUUCCCGCCUGGUGGAUUUCCAGGCGGCGCACCCCCGCCAGGAUUUGGAGGAAGAGGAGGACCAGGUGUACCUGCGGCAGGUGGUCCGCCGCCGGGCUUUGGAGGACCCCCGCCAGGAUUCGGUGGUCCGCCAGGUGGCCCUCCUGCUGGAUUUCAGCCGCCGCCGGGCUUUCAAGGUGGACCUCCGGGACAAGGAAGAGGCUUCCCACCACCAGGCUUUGGAGGUCGCUAG